This is a messenger RNA of Bombina bombina (fire-bellied toad), 1525 nucleotides long. RefSeq names its product dihydroorotate dehydrogenase (quinone) (gene DHODH). The coding region runs from base 39 to 1235 and encodes 398 amino acids. Gene Ontology annotation, cellular component: mitochondrial inner membrane; cytoplasm. Lineage: Eukaryota; Metazoa; Chordata; Amphibia; Anura; Bombinatoridae. The record is from RefSeq and is a predicted model, not a curated record. Gene Ontology annotation, biological process: 'de novo' pyrimidine nucleobase biosynthetic process; UMP biosynthetic process. The transcript is spliced from 9 exons. Gene Ontology annotation, molecular function: dihydroorotate dehydrogenase activity.
UAGAGGGAUGGAAUCUAGCUGCUACCUAUCGGGGAAGCAUGUUAGGAGCUAAUUUAAAACGUCGGCUAAAAGAUGCACUUAUAGUGUUGGGAGGGGGAGGACUACUUUUUUCCUCCUUUCUGACAAUAAAAGGAGAUGAGCGCUUUUAUGCAGAGUGUCUGAUGCCUGUGCUGCAGCGUUUGGUGCCCCCUGAGCUGGCGCAUACCUUAUCUGUGAGAUUCCUGUCCCUUGGUCUGGUGCCACAAUGCAGAAACCUUGAUUCAGAUCGACUGAAAGUGAACAUUCUUGGCAACAGCUUCCGGAACCCUGUUGGUUUAGCUGCUGGCUUUGAUAAACAUGCAGAGGCUGUUGAUGGACUUUUUAAAUUGGGCUUUGGAUUUGUGGAAAUUGGAAGUGUUACCCCAAAACCCCAGAAAGGGAACCCCACACCCCGCGUGUUCCGUCUUCAUCAAGACAGGGCAAUCAUAAACAGAUAUGGAUUUAACAGCCAUGGUGUUGAAGUUGUGCGUCAACGACUGCUGGAGAGAGUGGAAAAACAGAAAAGACUUACAGCUGGAGGAAUGCCGCUUGGUAUCAAUCUGGGAAAGAAUAAGACCACUGAGGAUGCUGCUGAUGAUUACAUGCAGGGGGUACGAGAGCUUGGACCUCUUGCUGAUUACUUGGUUAUUAAUGUAUCCAGUCCUAACACACCUGGAUUGCGGGAUCUUCAGGGCAGAGAGCAACUUUACAACCUUCUGGACAAGGUAGUGAGAGCUCGGGAUGCCUUGUCAUGUGAGCAAAAACCUGCUCUACUUGUGAAGAUUGCUCCUGAUCUGUCUGCACGUGACAAGAAAGACAUUGCUAGUGUGUUAAUAGAGCUUGGGAUUGAUGGACUGAUUGUCACCAACACAACAAUCAGUCGUCCCUCAACCUUGCAGGAUCCUCAGAGCUGUGAAUCUGGUGGGCUCAGUGGAGUUCCCCUUCGUGACCUGUCCACUGAGACUGUCCGUGAGAUGUAUGCUCUUACAGCAGGUAAGAUACCCAUCAUAGGAGUUGGAGGUGUGAGCAGUGGCCUUGAUGCUCUGCAAAAGAUCCGUGCGGGUGCCUCAUUGGUCCAGUUGUACACUGCACUUGUGUACCAGGGUCCCCCUGUUGUGACGACAGUUACACAUGAACUUGAGAAACUUCUCAUUGACCAGGGAUUUUCGUGUGUUACAGAAGCAGUGGGAGCUGAUCACAGAAGCAACAAUCUGUAAAAUAAAUAAAUAAAAAAAAGGGUGAAAGUAUGGUAUAAACCCACUACUAUAUCCACUUUGGGAUGUAAUAUUUCCACCUUGUCUAGAGCGGGGAAACCCACUCACUAUUCCUGGUUUAUAACAACAAAAUAAAUAAAAAAUCAGCAGCAGUAGGCUGAACCUUUGUUGGUGUGGAAUCUUUUUAAUACAGAAGAUGAUAUUGCAGUAUGUCAAUACCUGGAGAAUUCCCUGACAUAUUAAAUGCACUAGGUGUAUUAUUUGUAAAUAAAUUGUAACAUAAUUUGAAUUCA